ACCAGUCUGAGUGUGGAAGAGACGGCGCUGGAACCCAUGGACACGGCGUAUCCCCGCGAGGACACCCGGGCCCCCACGCCCAGCAAGGCCGGUGCCCACACAGCCCUCACACUGGGGGCCCCGCACCCCCCGCCUCGAGACCACUUGAUCUGGUCGGUGUUCAGCACCCUCUACCUGAAUCUGUGUUGCCUCGGCUUCCUGGCGCUGGCCUACUCCAUCAAGGCCCGAGAUCAGAAGGUGGUUGGUGACCUGGAAGCGGCCCGGCGUUUUGGCUCCAAAGCCAAGUGCUACAACAUCCUGGCCGCGAUGUGGACGCUGGUGCCGCCACUGCUGCUCCUGGGGCUGGUGGUGACUGGUGCCCUGCACCUGGCCCGGCUGGCCAAGGACUCUGCCGCCUUCUUCAGCACCAAGUUUGAUGACGCGGACUAUGACUGACAGGCUGGGUCCUGAUCUGGGGCACUAGCCCCAGGACACUGACCCCAGGCUGCUGCCCCUGGGGCCCAAUACUGACUCCCCGGAGCCUGGCCCUCCUUCUGUGGGGCCUCCAUCCCUGCCCCAUCCUGAUCCUGGGGCCCUCCAGCCCCAACAUGGGCACCUAAGGCUGAACCAGUCAGACCCCGGGGUCUUCACCCUAACCCGAGAGUUCCCGGGCCCUAACUCUGCCCCCGAUCCUGCCCCUCCCUCCUCACACUCCAGGCCCCUCGGUUCCACGAUUAAAAGUGCCUGGUUCCAGAAA
Messenger RNA from Homo sapiens (human), 736 nucleotides. RefSeq names its product interferon induced transmembrane protein 5 (gene IFITM5). Gene Ontology annotation, cellular component: membrane; plasma membrane. NCBI's taxonomy places the organism in Eukaryota, Metazoa, Chordata, Mammalia, Primates, Hominidae. The record is from RefSeq and is marked reviewed. The transcript has 2 exons. Bases 37 to 435 code for a protein of 132 amino acids. Gene Ontology annotation, biological process: in utero embryonic development; bone morphogenesis.